AUGUUACGCAUAACGUGUGCUUCGAUUCUAUUGAUUUUGCUGAACGGGUGUGCAAGUGCGGCGACGCUGCAGCGUCGGUUGCGCGUCAACAUUGGCAGCGUGGGAUUCUAUAAGAAUAUCAUUCCGGGAUCUUUUCCCAACACCGGACCACCGAUUGAUAUGGCGCUGGACGAAGUGAGGACGUUGUAUGCGGAUACGCUGCAGAUCAAUCAUACGUUCAUCUCCAACUGGUCACUGCUCAGCUGUGAUCCGGAGCUGGUGGAUACCGCUGACGAUCUGAUGGCGAAUUUUUAUUACCGAACCCGAGAGCAGGCGGAUUUGACUGUCUUCAUCAAUCCCGGAUGUAAUGAAAUUGGUGCAAGCAGUAAACUGGCCGCGCAAUGGAACGUCCUCCAAAUGUCCACAGCUUCUGAUAACGGCUUUAUAGCGGACCGGAAAUUAAAUCCUGUAUGGAUAUCCUUGGCUACCGGCAGCUUCACUAAUAUUAUCAGCGCUUACAAACAGCUGCUGCAGGACUAUAAGUGGACCAAUGUGUUUAUGGUGUGGGAGAACACUUCAAACCCGAUAUUUCGCGGCCUCUCGGACGUCAUGUCGAAAGCGCUGCGCGCCCAGCCGAAGAUGCAGCCGGUCUACCGUUCCAUGGCCAUGAACGGCCAGAACGACACAAAUCAACAACUACGGUCCUUGUUGGAAGAAUUCAGGCAGACGAGUCGCGUCAUGCUGUUUUUCGGGCAUUCCGACUAUCUUCGAAAAACACUGUUGUCUGCUUACUCAAUGAACAUGACAAGUGACGAAUAUGUCUAUAUUGGAGUACAACCUUUGUAUCACUUUGGCUCUAUUGGCAAUUUUUCGUGGAGAUUUAACGAUGCAAAUGAUGCGAUUGCAAAGGAAGCUUACAGAAACGUGCUUCUACUCGGUGCCGAACACUUAGACAAUCAGACCGAGGUCGAUCUUGUCGAUCCGGUAAUGCGGGAAUGGAGACGACAGUCAUUAUUAAAAUGGAAUUUCACAUAUAACGAACCGUCACCAUAUUUACGCACCGGCUAUGCCGCCAUAACGAUGUUAGCACAGGUGUUAAAUAACACCUAUACCACCAACCCGGACUUCGAUUACCGCAACGGAACCGCUUUGGCCAAUUUUUUCCUGGGGAAAGGCUUCGAAACAAAGGUCAUGCGGGUGGCAAUCGGAGAGCAGGGGAAUAUUCUGGUCAAUCUUAGUCUCCGUUAUCCUGACGCCGCAACCCACGAAUUACGGGUGGUAAAGCAGUGGGAUGGAGUGAGACAGCAGUAUGUGCAUGUGGCCAACAUAACCUGGGGCAAUGGACCGCCGUCGAACCGGCCGGUGUGUGGUUAUAUGGGUGACGAUCCGGCUUGCUCUAAUGCCGGCGCCCAGAAUGCGAUAAUUGGUGGCACAAUCGGAGCGCUCGUGAUCGUUUCCGCUGUGGCCGUAAUUUUAACGAUCUAUAUCAUCAAGUCAAAGGAAACAAAGAUGGCUUUGAAUGAUCGCGCUUGGGUCUUGGAAGAAAAUGACUUGUUCAUGACCGAUUCAACAGCUACCUUCAUGUCGCUACCGCACGGGGUCAGCGCCUACUACAGCAUGAUGGUUUCCCUGAAAAACAAAUAUAAGCGAAGGUGGAACGGACUGGAAGUGUGGAUACAGGUUCUGCAUGGUACCGCACUGGAACGCGGUGCUGCAUACAAAGUCCUGUACGAAUUCAAUCUGCCCUUCCAAAUGCUCAUACGCGAGAUAAAAGAAUGCUCACAUCCCAACAUGAACCGUUUCCUGGGACUGUACCAGAGCAACACCAUGAAAGAGCUAUUCUUUAUUUACACCGUAACCGCAUGGUCAGCGCGCGGCUCCAUUGCAGACUUGAUUGAAUCACAGCAAGAGCUGGAUUGGCUGUUUCGAGCGUCCUUUAUCCAAAAUCUGCUCAGUGCAAUCAAUUUUGUGCAUUCAAGCGGAAUUAAAUCCCAUGGUUCGCUGUCGGCCCAUAAAUGUCUUCUGGACCAGCACUUUACGCUGAAGUUAUCUGGCUUCGGUUGUGAUGCGAUCCGCAAGCAAAUCGAACAGAUCACGAAAACGACUAUUAACGAACACACUCCGAAACCACAAGUUACUGCAUUAGAUGCAAGCAUGCCAGAACACGCACAAGUCGAGGAUAUGCUGCGAGUUGGAAAGGUCAUCAUGGAAAUUCUGCACUGGCAGCACGCAGAAGACCACUUAGAAAAAAUUGAUCCAAUGGGAAGCCUUUCGAAGCAUAUAUCUGGAUUUCCACCGCCUAUCAGCGGAAUAGAAAAUUUCCCAAUGGGCGCUGCUGUUCGAGCUUUAGCACAAUCCUGUCAGGACAACGACGUUUCCCGGCGACCAACCGCCAAGGCAGCUACACGAAAGCUGGAUGAUAUUCUCUCCCGCACUGCCGAUUUUUCCGGUGCGGUAGUCGACCGGAUUCUGCGGCGAUUAGAAGCGUAUUCGGUGCGCCUGGAGAACGAAGUGCUGAUCAAGACCAACCAAUUGAUUCACGAACGCGAACGCAGCGAACGCCUGUUGCACGAACUCUUACCUGGGUAUGCAGAAUAA
This is a messenger RNA of Paramacrobiotus metropolitanus, 2577 nucleotides long. RefSeq names its product receptor-type guanylate cyclase gcy-28-like. Bases 1 to 2577 code for a protein of 858 amino acids. Gene Ontology annotation, molecular function: ATP binding; protein kinase activity; guanylate cyclase activity. The record is from RefSeq and is a predicted model, not a curated record. Gene Ontology annotation, biological process: protein phosphorylation; receptor guanylyl cyclase signaling pathway; cGMP biosynthetic process. Lineage: Eukaryota; Metazoa; Tardigrada; Eutardigrada; Parachela; Macrobiotidae. The transcript is spliced from 16 exons.